AUGUGCCCUACAGAUUCCGCGCGAUACCGCUACAUCCAGCCCAAAGCUUUUGGGUCUUACUCGAGAUUCAAUACUCAGCGUGGGGACCUAACCAUUUCUUUCUCCGGAAAUUUGAUUCGCCAAGGAGAGCUUAUCGAGGCGAAAGCGGAAUUAACGGAGUGGAAAUACGGCUGGGUAGAGACCUGUCUACUCUUUUUACCGCAAUGCCCUCAAACUCCUAGCUACGCGAAGGCGGAAAACCCGACCGAAAACCCCCCGCUAUCUCGUACCCUUCAGGACGCAGCGAUUCCUAACGAUAACCAAACUGUGAGAGGUGUACCCAGCUUGGUUGGAAUGAAAGAGUGGCUGCAAAUUUUGGGACACUCGGAAAGUGAUGUCAACGACAUUAAUAUCAUCCAUAUCACUGGGACGAAGGGUAAAGGGAGUACAUGCGCGUUCACUCGCUCAUUUCUCCAUGCGCAUGGUUUGAGAACGGGAUUUCCAAAGCGGAUCGGGUUAUAUACCUCCCCAGAUUUGCAAUGCAUCCGAGAGAGAAUACAGAUCGACAAUCAACCAAUAACGGAGGAUCUUUUCACGCAAUACUUUUUUGAGGUGUGGGAAAGCCUUGCAUCUUUCGGUUUAGGACAGGACGUCGAAACCACGAGACAGCCUCGGUACCUACAAUUUUUGGCUUUGUUAGCUUUCCAUACAUUCAUCAGGGAAAAAGUUGACGCUGCAAUAUUUGAGACUCACCAUGGCGGGGAGUACGAUGCCACAAACGUGAUACAGAGACCUGUCGUGACAGGGAUCACCUCCCUUGGGAUGGACCACGUUGAGCAGCUAGGCCCUACAAUCGAAAGCAUUGCUUGGCACAAAGCAGGAAUAUUCAAGCCUGGAGCACCUGCAUUCUCGGUGCCACAGGAAGCAGGACCCAUGAAAGUCUUGUGUGAUCGUGCCGCCGAAAAGAAGACUAGUCUGACGUUCGUUCCGACUGAUAAUCCUCUUCCUACCAAUGCCAGGGUGCUGAGUGUCCCAGUACAGCGACUCAACUCCUCCCUAGCCCUUGAGCUAGCUAGAACGCUCUUACAGCUCAAAGCACCUGGCCAUACAAUGGACUCCGACGAUAUUUCUAGAGGCAUCGACAACUUUUCGUGGCUCGGGAGAUUCGAGGUUAUAGAAGACGGGAUGUCUCAAUGGUUUUUGGAUGGGGCGCACAACCUUCUGAGUCUCAAACAAGCAGCGGAAUGGUUUUCAAAUAACGUCGAUGCCCUGAAUCCGCGGAGGUGUCGUGUUCUUAUCUUCAGCCACUUCUCUGAGGAACGUGAUGGAGUGGCGCUAAUGGAAUGUCUGGCGCAUGCUCUUUCGGAAUACAAUGUGAGGCCAGAUCAUGUCAUCUUCACCACAUACCAGGAGAGAAUCGAUGGGUCCACGAGAAUAGGCAAGUAA
Molecule: messenger RNA, 1425 nt
Organism: Penicillium canescens
Lineage: Eukaryota; Fungi; Ascomycota; Eurotiomycetes; Eurotiales; Aspergillaceae
Exons: 4
Coding region: 1-1425 (474 amino acids)
Biological process (GO): tetrahydrofolylpolyglutamate biosynthetic process
Cellular component (GO): mitochondrion; cytosol; cytoplasm
Molecular function (GO): ATP binding; tetrahydrofolylpolyglutamate synthase activity
Source: RefSeq, a predicted model, not a curated record